Ictalurus punctatus (channel catfish) is the source of this 2037-nucleotide messenger RNA. RefSeq lists its product as uncharacterized. The transcript has 4 exons. NCBI's taxonomy places the organism in Eukaryota, Metazoa, Chordata, Actinopteri, Siluriformes, Ictaluridae. Bases 217 to 696 code for a protein of 159 amino acids. The record is from RefSeq and is a predicted model, not a curated record.
UUCUGGAGGCGUGAGCAGGUUGAGGGAUGGCUUUUGGGCUUUGGAUGCUGAUAUAAGAGAGCAACUCCGGACAUGUUGCUUCAUUGUCAGCACGCACAGUGGUAUUAAUCUAAGCCUUGGAUAUCAUUGACAACAAGAGCACAGUCAUCACUCUAAAGUGACUGCAUAUCAAAGGAUUACAGUUUAAAUGACAUCAGUGUUGUGCUGCUAAGGACGAUGAGAUUGAAGAGGGAUCUGAUCCUGCUGGUGCUCAUCUCUUUAUGCGUCGCUCAGAAGAAGAGCACUCAAGAAACAUGGGAGCACAGAGACAAAACAAAUGGCAAAAGCUGCUCAAACCUGACCCAAGUGCUGGACAACUGGAAAUAUGCCAUCAUGUACCAGGUGAAGGAUCUGCUGGUCAAUGACCAUGCUUCAGUCUUACCUGAAUAUGUGAGGAUCAAGUCUCUGUCUGAUGCAGUAGAUGACCUCUACAAGCAAUUCAACACCCUGAAGGACAACCUGGCCAAACUCACCAGUAAAUUUGACAAGGUAGAGGACUUCGUGGAUGAGCUGCAGGCAGGGAAAAUACCUAAAGCCUGGUUGUGGAAGACACCACAGCGUCCACCUGCGAGAGUGCCGACUCAGACACCAAUGAGGGCCUCAGGUAGAGGACAGUGGAUUCGGCGGGCAAGAGCCAGGAGAGGGCCUGGUACUUAGUGGACAUUAGUGGAAUUUUAUUGGGAUAUUGAUAUGGUGGGUUUAUUACAUACACUAAUAGUAAAAAAAAAAAAAAAAAAAAAAAAAAAAAGGGCCUUUGAUAAAUAAGGACGCUUAGCUUCCUAAAUGAGUUCCACUAGGAACUGUUUUGGAUAGGGAAAUGGUUCCUUCUAUGGUACAACCAAAGAGCCCAUAAGGGUUUUAAAUGUCUUUGAAUUGGAUUUCUAUAUUACAAAGUACGUUGUAAAACCGGAUAAGUUCAUUUAACUCAGAAAAUUUGAGGAAACUAAUUACCUCAAAAUUUUUAAGUUGAUAAAUAAAUUUCUUUAAAUACACUUAAAUAUAACAAGUUUGAGUAAAAUUUUUGUUAUAUUUAAGUGUAUUUGGCUUACAGAAAUUGAUUUAAACUUAAAAAUUUUGAGGUAAUUAGUUUCAUCAAAUUCUCUGAGUUAAAUGAACUUAUCCAGUUUUACAGUGUAUGAAUGAGAAUAUAUACCUUUAUAUACAUCACCCAAAGGUGGUGACACUGACAAAUGCCAUUAGCAUUAUUUUCACUAUAAGGAACAUUAUCAUUAAACAUGAUGAUUUAUUUUAUUAAAAUGCAAAGCUCUGCCUACAGUAUCUUGUUUUAAAAUUAGCAGCCAAAUCAGCAGGGCUGAUUACACUUGCUUUUGCAAAUCUAUAUAUAAAAUUAGAUUUAAGAGAAAUGUAUAAAUAUAAUUGCUGUGUAUCACAUACCAGAUAUAUUUUGAUCAAAUAUAUUUUGUUAAAUGUGUGCUAUAAUAAUAAAAUUUACACAUGCGUUUGAAUGUUUUUUCUUUUAGACAAGCCUCUUGGUUAAUGCUAAAGGUCUGAAAUAUGAAUAAGUCACUUAUAUACUUAAUUUACUCGUUCAACAAUCUAUGACAAUUCUGUUUAAUGCCUUCACUACAGCUGCAAAAAAAUAAUAGAACUGCUAAAAUCUGUACACAACUUUAUAACAAUCCAGGAUUAUUUCAGAUUUUAACCUUUAUUAACAGAUAAAUAAGAAAGACACAAAGAUAAUGUAUAAAAGUUUAUAACUCCUUCCAUCUCCCCUGUUGCAUUGAGCUUCCUGAUCUAGUCAUAUAUGCAAAUACAUAUAUAAAAAUACAUACCAGUAUUUUUGUGGCCAUGACGUGUAUGUGAUGUGUUUCCAAAGUUCCGGUGUUUUAGUGAUAAUUUUGUUAAAUGUUUUCUGGUUUGUUUGUUUGUUUGUUUGUGUGUUUUUGUGUGUGUGUGUAUGUGUGUGCGUGCACUUCUGCAGGAGCCAGUCUCUUCUCAUUAAAUAAAGCCAUUAAGGCCUUGACCAUGCUUCAUCCA